Molecule: messenger RNA, 1516 nt
Organism: Nanorana parkeri
Lineage: Eukaryota; Metazoa; Chordata; Amphibia; Anura; Dicroglossidae
Gene: RHOJ
Product: ras homolog family member J
Exons: 5
Coding region: 470-1117 (215 amino acids)
Biological process (GO): small GTPase-mediated signal transduction
Molecular function (GO): GTPase activity; GTP binding
Source: RefSeq, a predicted model, not a curated record
AAGAAAGAAAGAUUUAAAAAAAAAAAAAAAAUCCUUUCAGAAGAAAAAAAAAAAAGCCUUGUGCUCUCCCUUCCAUAGUAGAUGCUGGAGACAAGUGGAGGCUGGGGGUGGAUGAGCAGCAAGCUCUGAUUUCUGUGGUCAGCCUACUGCAGGGACAAGUGACGUCCAAACGUUUAAUCCCCCCGCUGCGAUGCACAAACACUGAGCGCCCUGUGUGUGUGUGCCAGAAUAAGGAAAAGUCUGCGAACUGUGGACAUGAGGGGUCUCGGCAUCUGCCUGGAAAAUGCAGCACGAUCCAGCGAAGUAUGAUCGUUAGAGGAUAUUGCAACAGAAUGUGCAGUAUAUAAUGAUUUCCUGAUCUGCAGUCUCUCAAGGGGGGCAUUAGGAAAAGAAAAGAAACUUGGAUCUCCAGCGUUAAGUUUGCUUUCUCCUUCGCGGGCUCGGAGAGGCAUCUGCGGCAGCCGGAGAGAUGGAUAGGAGAGACGAAAUUGACAGCGCGGGGUCUGGCAGCACCACGAACAGCAUGAAGAGGAUGCUGAAGUGCGUGGUGGUCGGGGACGGGGCUGUCGGGAAGACUUGCCUAGUGAUGAGUUAUGCCAAUGACGCCUUUCCCGAGCAGUACCUGCCUACCGUGUUCGACCACUAUGCAGUGACGGUGAGCGUUGGAGGGAAGCAGUAUCUCCUGGGACUCUAUGACACUGCAGGACAGGAAGACUAUGACCAGCUUCGGCCCCUCUCAUACCCAAAUACAGAUGUGUUUCUGAUUUGCUUCUCAGUCGUCAAUCCAGCUUCUUACCACAAUGUCCAGGAGGAAUGGGUGUCAGAAGUCAGAACCUACAUGCCACAUGUACCUUAUGUGCUAAUAGGAACACAGAUUGAUCUACGAGAUGACCCAAAAACACUGGCUCGACUUCUCCAUAUGAAAGAAAAACCAAUUACCUACGAACAAGGAAUGAAACUUGCAAAGAUGAUUGGAGCGCAGUGCUACUUGGAGUGCUCAGCCUUGACUCAGAAGGGGCUCAAGAAUGUGUUUGACGAAGCAAUCCUAACAGUCUUCCACCCAAAGAAGAAGAAAAAACGCUGCGGGAAGUGUCGCAACUCUUGCUCAGUUGUCUGAGGUCAUUCCCGGGAAUUGAUUGGUGCUAUUGUACAGUGAUGGGAACAAACCAUUCGGAGAAAAACACUAGAGAGUGGAAAUGUCCACUAUAUGAACAACACAACAUGGAGGCCAUGACCAGUGACUAUUCCUUUCACCUCUGUGGAGCCUUUGAUCUGUGACACCUCCAUGAUGUAAUGCAGACGUUGUCAUUCCUCCAUAUACCUUUCUCUCACUGUGAUCAUUUUAUAGGAAUUGUAUCUUUACACAAUAUGUGCCUUGUUUUCCAAUGGACAUUUUUCACCAGUCACUGGACGGUUUUAGAUUUUAACGCUGCACAAGGAUAUUCAUGCCUUACUUUGAACAAAAAGGACUAGAGAUGUAAGAAUAGUUGGCAACGGAUCGCAUUCCUUACUUUAU